AGUCAUUAAUUUAUGCUUGGCUUAUGAUAAACAUCUGUCCAACAGUUUUUUGUAAACAAACCAUUCUUUCGACCUUGAUCCCCAGCUGGUGUUCAAUCCGGUUCUGAAGAUCUAUACAAGUCUGGCUAGCAGGUCACAUUGCUGUGAAUCAGAAAUUCAUAAUACGAGUAUAGACUUAAAUAGACAGCAUAAAAAAGACGAAAAGUUAUUCAAAAUUUCCGUUGUGAUCGAACCGCGAGAAAUGCUGGUAAUCAAUGAAUUUCAAACGCUUUGCAAGGAUUUUUUCUCGGACUCGAUGACCCACGUCUGCUCGGACGUCGUGCCAGAGUCCCUGACCAAGAAGUAUCGCAAUCGCAUGAUCAGUCCCAAGGAUCCCUACAGCAUUUACCAACUCAAUAACCAAAACUCCAGCUAUCUGCUGUUCUUUCGCUUCGCGGACAUGCCCAAUUGCCGUACCCUUCGAAUGACCGAUGUGCACAAUCUCAAUUGCAAGACUGACGAUGGCGAAUCGAAGAACUUGUUCUUCGGACAUAGCCACCGCAAGUGCUACAACUUUGCCAUGAAUCUGACCUCGGAGCUCAAGGAGCACUGUGGCGCCAGGAACUACGAGGAGAAUAUGCAAUCGGGCUACUACUACACAAACCGGGAAGUGAACUCCGUCAUCACGACCAACGCAACUGCUGGUGGUGUUCUACUGGGAACUUCAGUUCUCAUACUGUGCCUGAUCAUAUCACUAGUAAUGUUCACAAUUCUGCAGUGGAAGGCAUCUCGGUUGUGAGGCAGAGAUUCACCGUCGGCGUCAAGGAAGUGAAGGUAUCGGUGAAAGGAGCUGUUCCAAUCAGUUUCAUUACUCUCGAACUUAACAUUUUGAAAAAGGCACUUUCUUCCAAAUUAAAGAGGUCGUUCUGAUCGGCAUCGCCUGAGUUGUAAUUUGAAAUUUUGCGAGAUCUAAAAACAAUUUCUAAAGCAUCUAGAGAAAUCGUUUCUAAAUCAUCGGAAAAUUUCCAGUGACAGCAGAAAUAAAAAUUGCACCACAUGACCUACCCACUGGCCAAAGGAUCUUGGCAAAGUGUUAGCCAUCUUGCACUGCAUUCCAGCUUGCAGUGAAAUUCCGCAGCUCAUGGCUUGACAAACAUGGCCCUGUUUCGAGAGGACAAAGAUGCUGGAGAUGCUGUAGAUGCUGUAGAUGCUGUAGAUGAUGCUGAUGUGGCUGCCAUGCCCGCAGAAUGUUUGCUCAACACUUAUUUUUAGUGAAAGACUCGGAGGCGUGUGCGAAGAAAGGAGGUCUAGGUACAAGCCUCUGAAU
Messenger RNA from Drosophila santomea, 1306 nucleotides. RefSeq lists its product as uncharacterized. The record is from RefSeq and is a predicted model, not a curated record. The transcript has 3 exons. Lineage: Eukaryota; Metazoa; Arthropoda; Insecta; Diptera; Drosophilidae. The coding region runs from base 242 to 778 and encodes 178 amino acids.